Scleropages formosus (Asian bonytongue) is the source of this 7503-nucleotide messenger RNA. Its product is annotated as phosphatidylinositol 3-kinase regulatory subunit gamma-like. NCBI's taxonomy places the organism in Eukaryota, Metazoa, Chordata, Actinopteri, Osteoglossiformes, Osteoglossidae. Gene Ontology annotation, biological process: phosphatidylinositol phosphate biosynthetic process; insulin receptor signaling pathway. Bases 542 to 2740 code for a protein of 732 amino acids. Gene Ontology annotation, molecular function: 1-phosphatidylinositol-3-kinase regulator activity; protein binding. Gene Ontology annotation, cellular component: phosphatidylinositol 3-kinase complex. The record is from RefSeq and is a predicted model, not a curated record. The transcript has 16 exons.
ACACACACACACACACACACACACACACACACACACUGGCACUGUUUUGUUUACGUUUGAGCGCGCGGCAGUCGCCGGUCGGAGCCGGACUGCGGACCUUGUCCUUAUUAUUGCAGCGGUGAUUGUUACCGCGCGCGCGAGGUCAGUUCGCUACACGUGCGUGUCUCGUGCGAGUUCGAGUGCCACUGGCACUGCCAGGGCGUUUGAAGCUACCUCCUGCGGACGGUGAUUUGCGUGCCUUCGCGCGUGUGUAGAGGCACAGUCGGUGGCAGUGCAGGGAACACGCACAGCAUUUGACCUGGGAUUGUGUUCAAAAACAAAGAAUAAACCUUUUUUUAUAGAGCCAAUGGAUUAAAAAUGGAGAAACCGAAACUUUAAAAAAAUCUUACUGAGUGCUGAAUCCCUCGUGUGGCACACUAACUAAGAGCCAAAUGUACUGCUGACACGAUCAGAGGCAAUACAUGAUCUGUGGAGACUGUAGUCAAGGAGAAGAAGGUUCACUGUCACCUCACGUCCGUGAAGCCCAUGAGACCCUUGGAUCAUGGGCUCUGACCGGCUCCAGUAUCGCGCGCUCUUCGAGUACAAGAAGGAACGAGGGGAUGACAUUGCCCUGCAGCCCGGAGACAUCCUCAUGGUCAGCAAGGUGUCCUUGCAGCCAGGGGAGCGUGUGGAUGAUGAUGAUGAGAGGAUCCCAAGAGGGUGGUUGCAUGGAACCAAUGAGCGGACCAAAGAGAGAGGCAGCUUCCCAGGGACCUAUGUGGAGUACGUGGGCACGGUGCCGAUCGAUCCGCCAGGCCAGAAGCCUCAGGCCAGGCCAGUCCCUCCGACCCCAGGCGGAUCACAGUCUCUGGGGGCCAUGGCUGAAGGAACCUGCUUGCAGACCGACCCCCCAGAGCCCGCAGCCCUCCCAGAGAGGGUCGUCGCCAUGGUAAUGAGACUCACGGAAGCACUGGAGAGGGAAGGAUGGGAGAGUGAGCCCCUGUGCUGGUCCUCUUUGGACUCCCAUGGUUCCUCGGAGCUUCUGCAAGCCCUCGAUGCAGAGCCCUCAACUGUGGACUUGGAGCAGUACAACCUGCCUACCUUGGCAGCCACCCUGAGGUGCUACCUCCAGGACCUUCCAUGCCCCAUUGUUCCAGCUGUGAUCUACAGCGAGUUGGUUUUCACGGCCCAGGAGAUUGAAAACAUGGAUGAAUGUGGCCAACAGCUAAGGAGAGUCCUGGAGUCCCCCAGCAUCCCACAGCCUAAUUACCAGCUCCUGCAGCACUUGACCAAGCACCUGUGUCGAGUAGCUCAGAGCGGGGCACCAUGCCAGGCAAGCCCCACGAUUCUGGCCCAGGCCUACAGCGAAACCCUCUUCCGACACUCCCUCUCAAGUGCGAGCGUGAACCCGGAACACCAUGUGAAGAUCGUUGAGGCGCUCAUUGCGGUGGGAGGCCUGGCGGAGACGCAGGCAGCUCCAGCCCUUCCUCCAAAGCCAGCCAAGCCCAUGCUUCCUGCCAGCAGUACCAAUAUCAAGGAAGUAUCUGCAACCUCUCUCCAGGAAGCUGAGUGGUACUGGGGUGAUAUAUCAAGGGAGGAGGUCAACGACAAGCUUCGUGACAUGCCAGAUGGGACCUUCCUUGUUCGAGAUGCAUCCACCAAGAUGCAAGGGGACUACACACUGACACUAAGGAAAGGCGGUAAUAACAAACUUAUCAAGAUCUACCACCGGGAGGGCAAAUAUGGCUUCUCAGAGCCACUUACCUUCAACUCUGUGGUGGAGCUGAUCAGCCACUAUCGACACGAGUCACUGGCUCAGUAUAACACCAAGCUGGAUGUGAAGCUCAUGUAUCCAGUCUCCCGCUACCAGCAGGAUCAGCUGGUGAAGGAAGACAACAUAGAUGCUGUUGGGAAGAAACUCCAAGAAUAUCACAAUCAGUAUCAGGAGAAAAGCAAGGAGUAUGACCGGCUGUAUGAGGAGUACACAAAGACAUCACAGGAAAUUCAGAUGAAGAGGACAGCAAUUGAGGCCUUCAGUGAGACCAUCAACAUCUUUGAGGAGCAGUGCCACAACCAGGAACGCUACAGCCAGGAGUACAUUGAACGCUUCCGCAGGGAGGGCAAUGACAAGGAGAUUGAGCGGAUCAUGAUGAAUUUUGAGAAGCUCAAGUCCCGCCUGGGUGAGAUCCAUGACAGCAAGUCUCGCUUGGAGCAGGACCUGAAGAAGCAGGCACUGGACAAUCGCGAGACAGACAAGAAGAUGAACAGCCUGAAGCCUGACCUCAUCCAGCUUCGCAAGAUCCGGGACCAGUACCUUGUCUGGCUCAAUCACAAAGGUGUUCGACAAAAACAAAUUAAUGACUGGCUUGGAAUAAAGAAUGAAAAUGACGACACCUACUGCACGACAGAGGAGGACGAUAAUCUACCACACCACAACGAGAAGAGCUGGUUCGUGGGUCACCUUAAUCGCAUGCAGGCCGAGGACCUGCUGCUGGGCAAGCCGGAUGGGGCCUUUCUCAUUCGGGAGAGUAGCAAAAAGGGCUGCUACGCCUGCUCUGUGGUUGCGGAUGGGGAGGUGAAACACUGUGUGAUCUACAGCACCCCCCGUGGGUAUGGCUUUGCAGAGCCCUACAACCUGUACAGCACUCUGAAAGACCUGGUCCUGCAUUACCACCAGACAUCCCUUGUCCAGCACAAUGACUCCCUCAAUGUGCGACUGGCCUACCCUGUCUACGCACAGAUGCCCUCCAUCUGUAGAUGAACCACAUCUGUCGUCAGCAUGCAGGUGGGGAAAAAGGUGUUCUGCAGGCAAACUCAAAGCGAAAAGAAAAACGGAGGAAAAAAAUGUGCUGCACCCCAUGUGUGUCAGCCACUGCAAAAUUAUAUAUACAUAUAUAUUUUUACUAGAACAAUUUUAGGGCAUUCUUUCAAGACUGCUUGAUUUGCACAAGGAAGAUUUAAAGUUUGAAUGUGAAACAGAAGACCCGAGUUUCAGGCAACUUAUGGCUGCCUGAACUCCAGCUGGGACUUUUCUCAAUUUUUUUUUUCUUCAUUUUUAAUGCAUUUUUCUUUGUUCCUUGCUUUAGAGCAACUACUCACAGGGAAAAUUGAUUUUUUUCUUUUAAUUUUUUCCCUCCAUGUGAAAGAUAUAAAAAUGUAGCACACAUGAUCAGUAAUUUCCCCUAGUAAGUAAAGGUGAUUGCUGCUAAGAAGUAUAAGAAAUCUAGCUUAAAGCUGUUACACGAACAUAGUAAAAUUCUUUUUUUUUUUUUUUUUUUUUUUUUUUUGCUGGGGCAGAUCAAACUGGACUUACAAAACUCAUUUUCAUUGUGGUGGUUUGUUUUUUUUUUUUUUUUUUUUAUUAUUUGAAUGACAUAUGCCUUGGUCCAGCAUACCUGCAGAGAUCAAAACUGAUACAGAAAGUUUGAACUUAUCCCAAGAUAGAAAAGUAGGCAGUUUGGUACUGCACACAAGUUUAUCUGGUGCUUAUAUACACUACAGAUGUUAGUCAGAUUGUCCCUUGUACUUUGAAUUUUUAAGCACUUAUUUGGGGGAGGGAAAAAAAAAAACACAAGGAACUCAAUGUAUGAAAAUGCAUAUAUCUGCCUAUUUCUGAAAAUAUAUACUUGGGAUUUUAAUAGUUUUCCCUGUAGUAAGAUUUGAGUUAUUCAUAGAUCAGGCAUGUACUUUUUUAUUGUAAUAUGCUUUAUAACUUGAAUGUGCAAUCCAAUUUGCAUCACUAAUGGGGUUAAAACUAGAAUUGGAGAUGCACUAACCCUAUAAGGAUGCACAGAUGAAAGAUAAUCAGUUUAGUGAAUUCCUAUAAAGUUCUUUUUAAAGUUUAUAGCCAGUGAAUCAUUUUGUUAGACUUUCUCUUAGGCUGUCUAGGUUUUAAGCCAAACAGAGUUAACAGAAAGGAAUUAGUUGGAAACGUCAAGGCUAUUGGCACUGACAGGAUUUUGAGCGAUAUAACCUCUAUUUCUGAUCAACAGGAUGCUGUCUGUCCUCACUCUCAGCACUGCACUGUUGAGAUUCUGAUUCCAGUCAUGUGACCCUAGUCUGCUUCUUAACACUAUGACUAUUUAAAUCCCAGUGGCAGUAGUGCAUGAGCAGGGCUGUGACAUUUCAAUACUGUGGCCACCAUGUAACUGCAGCCUGUUGGAGGGCACACAGAUUGAUUAUCUGGAUGGUUUAAGUGGCAUUUAAAUAACCACUUGUUCGUUCUUUCUUUCAAUGAGCUACAGACAUUGGUUUAGUAUCAGCUGAUGUCCUUACCAUUAAAAUUGAUCUGAAGCCCAUUUAUGCGUACAACUGCCACCUAAUAGUAUUAGACGUGAAUGUAAAAUUAUCUUGUGGAGUACAGAGAAGUUCACAUUUCUGUUGAUCCUCUUGCCAGUUUCUAAAGCCUAAAGUGUAAAAAUUGAGAGGCCCCUAUCACUGAGAGGUCAUCUGCAGCUUGAAUCUAACACAGCCAUAGCUCUCAUAGCCUUUACAAUCCAACACAGCCUAAUGUACAAGGGCUAAAUUCUGUUGCUCAGAUCUGCAUCAGGUUGCAUCACUGAUGAGGAUUCAUGUUCUCCUUCCUCACUAGAGAAAAUAUCCUUGUACUGGAGGGCCACUGUCCUACAUCAAAACCAGUGGAAUGCAACUACCAUAUGUGUGUCACUAAUGGUCUUUGACGCAGCACAGCUUAUGAAUCAGCAGCCAAAACACCUAUUUGUUAUAGGUGUGCCUGAGACUGAACAAUUAGUUUAAAGUGUACUGCAGACAGCUCUUAUUUCAGAUCAAAAUUACUUCAAUAGUCUGCAGCAUCUGCCCUAUGCUUUUCUAUCUUGUAGUUUUGAGAGAUCCUGGCAAUUUAGUCUUCCCCAGCAAUUAGAGACUGCAUCCUAAGUCCUAUUAAUGCAUUUUAUGAUUUUUUUUUCUCAAAACUGUCCUCAAUGUUUUCAUUAAUUUGUCUUAUAUGUGAGGGUGGCUUUUUUAUUAUAAUUAUCCAGGACCCCCAGUAGGCCCUGUCUUUACUACUUGAACUAUUGCAUUACUCACUGAAUGUCUUUUAUAUGAUAGAAACAUGUUACAGAAGACAGAUUCCUAUUGGUGUCUGCUAAAUAAGCCUGGAUCAGCUCAAUGCUUCUCUCAGAUUCAGAAGUAGAUGUGUAUGAUUUGGAACUUGUUUUUCUUGAUUGCCAAGAGAGGGAGUGUAAGACACUUUUCAGGGUGAGAUGCAAGAUUUUUACUAUACCUAAGCUUACUGAAGGAUUAAGAGGAUACCCAUUAGAGGUUUUUUUUUUUUUUAAGAUUUUGUUUUUUUCCUUUGCUGUUUUGUCAUUUUCAUUGUAUCUCUCCCUUUGCUUUGAGACCAAAGACUUAAGUUGAAUCAGUUAUCAAUUUUAAGUGCUGUGUGUAGAUUUUAGUAGUGGGGUAUAUUGGUUGUGUUUUGUUUAGUGUUUAAUGGGUUUUUCCUAUGAAUUACACAAAAGCCAAUGUGCAAGCCCUAAAGUCAUUUAGAUAUCAUUACUUUUCUCAUACAUAUUUCCUUCCUUCACUUUUGUUAUGUGGAAGGUAUGUUGAAUCAAUACCCAUGCAGUUAAAAAGAUCCAAGCAGAAGAACUAAGUUGUCAUUGAGAUCAGUCUCCCCAUGCCCCCCCGCCGGUAAUUUGAUCCAACUGCCCAAAAGGACUUUGUCAUCUUGGACCAUAAAAUUAUAAUACUGUACUUUACAUGGAGACUUGGAGAAUUUGAAGCCAGGAUUAAAACUAGUUGGUUACAAUAGUUAGAUUUUGUGCAACACUUUCUUCUCUCUCUGAUACCCUUAACUUCCUUCUAAAAAUAUCUGCAUCUGUCACCAUGCAAUUUUCAAAAUGUAGCCAGUAUUAAACUUGUGUACUACAGUGUAGGAGGGUUUAUCACUCUUUGUCUACCAUUUAGAAAUAUUGUACAAUACUUGCUCCCAAAGUAUAACAGUUUGUCAAAGAAUGUAAUUGUCGUUCUCUGCAGGCCAGAAAGCGGUCGGAGUUGACUGGAUAUUUAGUUAUUUCACUUCAGAUAGCAUAUUCCAGUAUUUAUAUUUUAGCAGGAUUAAUCUAUGGAUUUCACCAUAAAGGAAGGAAAAUGUUGCCAGGAAAUGUAUUUGUUUGAAUUGAAAUUGGCUGAAAGGUUCCCACAUAAAUUAAGCUGUAGUACAAAGGUGGAGGAUCAGAAGUAUGUCUUGCUUCUGAAUGGGAGGUUUUUUUUUUUUUUUUUUUUUUGGGGUCUUCUCCCUGCACAGCCCUGCAGAGUUAUAUUUGCGGUGGCAUUUGAUUACGUUGUGAUUAACUGAAGUGUUUGUGUCCUUGACUGUGCUGCCAGCAAACUACCCAGAACAGCCUAACAGCAGCAUCACCAAUAUUUGCUUGUUUUACUUCUCCCAUUUUACAUGCAUACAGAAAUCCAGCAUGCAUCUUUGGAAAUGACUGUUUUUGUGUAUUAAAGUUAAACAAAUGUUUUGUCUUUUAUGGUAUAUUCAGAGCAGCUCAAUUCAAUAUUGCUUACAAAAUAAAGUCACUUCUGCUAAAAAAAAAAAAAAGAGCCCUGUAUAGCUGUUAAAAUGGUUAAAUCUAUAAAUGCUGAGAAAGAGGAUUUUUUUUAAACCCAUGUUUUGAAAUGGCACCAUAUGAUAUAUUUGGUUUCACCUGUAAAAUUUCAUUACAUUCAAACAGUAAAUUUAUAGAUCAUGACUUAAUUAGAUGUGAUUUUAUUUCACUUUUAAUAACAGCAUAACAUUUGCACAGGCACAACUGAGUACUUUAAUGUUUUUAAUUAAGAUUUACAAGCAAUAAGAAACAUUAACCUUAGCCCCUUGCCUGCAGCUUAACAGCCUAUGCUAGUGUGCUUCCAUCCUGUCAGCAAAUUUUUACUACUUCUGUUCUUCCUGUAGUUACCUUUUAAUUUACCUCUAAGACAUCAGUUAAAAAAAAAAAAAAAAAAAAGCACCUCUUUCUCAGUAUUCUACCUGCUUCAGGCUCGUAUAUCAUUGUUACAUUUUUUCAUCACAGUACAGUUUGUGUAUUGAUUGUUGAGUAUAUUUGUUAUGGGAUGAAUUUGUGUAUGUCAUCAGCUCCACUCCAUGAUAUUCAUAUCUCUUGCAGAAUAAAGAAAAUAUUUUGUUCAUGUUGGUUUUCCUGUCUUUUGUUUUUAGAGUGGAAUAAUUUGUUUAGGAAGAAGAGCACUGGGUAUACAGAAUCUCUCUAGGUUAGGUUCAGUCUCAGUCUGUGUGGGUACAAGUUGUGCCUCAUUUGAGUAGAUGCAUAAAUACAGAUGGUCCCUGACUUAUAAAUGGGGUUAUGUGCCAAUAAACCCAACGCAAGUGCAAAAUGCAUUUAAUACCCCUAACCUCAUUGCUUCUUAAGGUGGUUGAGAUCAUUGAUGGUGAAAAUCCAAGUUCACGUGCAAUGAGUUUCUCCUCACCAGUAGCAGAAAAGAGAUGGGCAUUUCGUAGACAUGAUGGAUGCACAAAACAAUGUAGAUAUGGAGGGGUAUCCAGAA